UUCGUCACACACAUGGCUGUAGGUCGAGCGUUCAUAACGUAGAAAAUAAACCGUGUGUGUGAUUGCUUGCGAGUUUGCCAUAACUAUUAGAGGUAUUGAUAAUUUGCUAUAAAGAAUAAUCGAGAAGUUUCUUCAAAAUGGUUUGGAUCAGCAGAGUGUGUUGUAGAAAGUACGGAAACUUUGUGGAUAACCUGCGGCUGUAUGUAAGAGGUGGUAGUGGUGGCAUGGGCUUACCCCGAAUGGGAGGACAAGGUGGAAACGGAGGAGACGUGUGGGUGGUGGCUAAAAAAGACUUCACUCUGAAACGUAUUAAAGACAGGUUUCCACAUAAACGCUUCGUUGCUGGUGUGGGCAACAACAGCAGUAUCCGUGCGCUGAAAGGAGGAAAAGGGGAAGAUGUGGACAUCUCUGCUCCUGUUGGAAUCUGCGUGACUACAGAUGAUGGAAGGGUUUUAGGAGAAUUGAACCAUGAAGGAGAAAAGGUUCUAGUGGCCAGAGGUGGUCUUGGUGGAUCUCUUCAGUCUGGAUUUUUACCCAAUAAAGGACAGACUAGGCACAUCCGUCUGGAUCUUCGGCUCAUUGCAGACCUGGGUCUUGUAGGGUUUCCUAAUGCAGGUAAAUCCUCUUUACUGACAGCCCUGUCACACGCCACACCUCAGAUUGCCAGCUACCCAUUCACAACCCUGAGACCUGAGAUAGGGAAGGUGAUGUAUGAAGAUCAUAAGCAGGUGUCAGUGGCAGAUUUGCCCGGCUUGAUUGAGGGUGCUCACAUGAACCGAGGCAUGGGCCACAAGUUCCUAAAACAUGUGGAAAGAACGAAACAGCUCAUGUUUGUGGUGGAUGUAUGUGGGUUUCAGCUGGCCAGUAACACACCAUUUAGAUCUGCAUUUGAAGCUGUGCAGCUGCUUACCAAGGAACUGGAGUUGUAUAGGGAGGAGUUGCUGUCCAAGCCAGCCAUCCUGGUGGUUAAUAAAAUGGACCUGCCUGAGGCCGAGGAGAAGUUCAGAGAGCUCGAGACCCAGCUCGAGAAUCAGGAAGAGCUGACACACCUCCUUCCUGAAGACAUGAUACCGAAGACCUUCCUCCACUUUAAACACACUGUUCCCGUUUCAGCUCUGACUGGCCUCGGCCUCCCUCAACUUAAAUCAGUCAUCCGUAAGUCGCUGGAAGAGCAAGAAGACAUCGAAUCAGAGAGAAACCGUAUAGAGAAGCUUCAGGAGCUGAGACGAGAGAUUCCCGUUGUUCCUAAGCCCACGUGGGGGCAGCCUGGCUCGGAGCCACUGAACUGGAACUGAUCAUAUGAGGAGGCAUUAAACUGGAACUGUUCAUAUGGUUAGUAUUACAACCAAGUGGUCACCAAUUCACAAGAACUAUAAUUCCCCAAGUUUGUUCAGCAGUGCUGCUCUGGACUUUUGAACCAUUUUUGAGUCCUAUUAAAUCUCCACCACUGGACAUUUUCAUCCCACAGCCGAUGUCUUCGCAGGAUGGUUGGAAAGAAGAAGGGGAAAAUGUAUGUGUUUAAUAUUUUUUUACAGUUGUGUCUAGAUAUAAAUAUAUUGUAAAUAAAACUGUGCAUCUCCUA
Clarias gariepinus (North African catfish) is the source of this 1582-nucleotide messenger RNA. It is a transcript of the gene gtpbp10, whose product is annotated as GTP-binding protein 10 (putative). Lineage: Eukaryota; Metazoa; Chordata; Actinopteri; Siluriformes; Clariidae. Gene Ontology annotation, molecular function: GTPase activity; magnesium ion binding; GTP binding. Gene Ontology annotation, cellular component: mitochondrion. The coding region runs from base 138 to 1295 and encodes 385 amino acids. The transcript has 10 exons. The record is from RefSeq and is a predicted model, not a curated record.